Molecule: messenger RNA, 123 nt
Organism: Racocetra persica
Lineage: Eukaryota; Fungi; Glomeromycota; Glomeromycetes; Diversisporales; Gigasporaceae
Source: the annotation of a GenBank genome assembly
AGAAAAACAAGCAAAAUGGUAAAGAAAACAAAGCGGCAAGAAAAGAAAAGCAAAGCAAAGCGGCAAAAAAAGAAAAGCAAAGCAAAGUGGCAAAGAAAAGCAAAGCAACAGAAAAGCAAAGUA